AUGGCUCGGUCUCGCCAGGCCCAGCUCCUGCCUAUUGUUGGCUCCUGGAGGCAUGGCCUCUGCCUUCUCCCAGUGGACGCCCCCCAGGCUCAGCUCUUGCCUCAGCGUGACCACCUCAGGCCAAGCUCCUGCCUCUUGGCAGCCUCCACGGUCCCAGCUCUUGCCUCUCGGCAUCCUCUCCAGGCCCAGAACGGUUUCCAGCCAGCCUCUCCAGGCCCAGCUCUCCCUCCCGGCUGCGUCUGCCGGCCCAGCUUCUGCCUCACAACAACCACAUUCGGCCCAGCUCCUGCCCAGCUCCUGGCAACCUUUGUAGGCCCCAGAGCUCCUGGCAGCCUUCGUAGGCCCAAAACCUCCUCCAGGCCCAGCUCUUGCCUCACAGCAGCCUUCCCAGGCCCAGCUCUUGCCUCACGGCGGCCUUCCCCGGCCACGUUCCUGCCGGCCUCCUGGCAGCCUCAACAAGCUCGGAUCCUGGCCUCUGCAGGCCCAGCUCCCGCCCAUCCCGACAGCGUCUCCCGGCCCAAGGCUUUCUCAAGUCAGCCCCUCCAGGCCCAGCUCCUGCCUCCCGCCACUGGCCUAUGCAGGCCCAAAGCAUCCUGAAGUCGGCCUCGCCAGGCCCAGCUCCUGCCUGUCGUAGGCCCCUGGAGGCAUGGCCUCUGCCUCCUCCCAGUGGACCCCCCAGGCCCAGCUCUUGCCUCACAUUGGCCUUCCCAGGCCAUUUUUGUACCUUCCUCUUUACAGCGUCUCCAAUCCCUGUUCAUGCUUUUCAUCAGUUUCUAGAGGUCCAACUCCAUUUUUCCAAUGUACUAUUUAGGCCCUGCUCUUGCCUUUCAGUUGUCUCUCCAGACCAAGAACUUUCUCAUGUCAGUCUCACCAGGCCUAGCUCCUGUGUCUGGUAGGCCUUUAAUGGCUCCGCUUUUGCCUCACGGCGGCCUUCCAGCUCCUGUUUAACGGCGGCUUCCCAUGUCCCACCUUCUGUCUUCCUCUGGCCACUCCAGGCCCAGCUUCUUCCUUGGUGCCCUUUUUAAGCCCAUAGUUUUUUCCAGUCAAGCUCUCCAGGCCCAGCUUGUGCCUCUGAGUGUCCUCUAGGAUCUCAGCUUCUUCCUAACAGUGACCACUUUAGACUCAGCUCAUCCUUACUGGGACCUCUUCAAGCCAUGCUGCUGCCUCUUGGCAACCUCUAGUGGCCCAGCUUCUGCCUCACAGCUGCCUCUCCCUGCAUGCCUAGCUCCUGCCUCUUUGGGGCCCUUACAGGCCUAAAAGUUUCUUAAUUUGUUCUUCUCAGGCCCAGCUCCUGCCUUCUGGUGGCCUCUACAGGCCUGGCUUCAUCCUUUCAAUGGCCUUUUUAGGCCCAGCUCCUUCCUCCCAUUGGCCUCUCCAGGACCAAAACGUCCUUAAGUCAACCUCACCAGGCCCAGCAGCCUUGCAGCCUUCAGAGGCCUAGCUUUUGCCUGCCAAUGGCCUCUUUAGCCCUACCUCCUGCCUUUCACCAGUCUCUCCAGGCUUUGCUCCUUUCUUUUUACAGCCUCUGCAGGCCUAAAACUUCCUCAAUUUGGCAUCUCCAGGCCCAGCUCUUGCCUCCUGGCACCCUCUGCAGGCCUAGCUCAAGCCUUACAACAGCCUCUUUACCCCCAGCCCCUUUCUCCCAGUGGCCUUUCCAGGCCUAGAACUUCUUCAUGUUGACCUCACCAGGCCCAGCUCCUGCCUUCCGGCAGCCUCUACAAGUUUAGCUCCUGCCUCCCAGGGAUCUCUCCAGGCCCCAGACUUUCUCAAGUCCACCUCACCAGGCCCAGCUUCUGCCUCUCGUCAGCCUUCCAAGAGCCAGCUUUUGCUUCACGUCUGCCUUCCAAGUCCCAGCUCCUGUUUUACAGUGGCCCCCUGAGGCCCAGCUUCUGCUUCCCAGUGGCCUCUUUUGGCCCAGCUCUUGCCUUACCACGGCCUUUCAGACCAAGUUCCUGCCUUUUAGCAACCACUACAGGCCGAGCUCUUGCCACCUUUCAAGAACCAACUCCUGCCUUAUGGUGGCCUCCCGAGGGCAACUUUCUGCCUCAAGUCAGCCUCUCCGUGCCCUGGUCUUGCCUGCUAGUGGACUCUGCAGGCCCUGCUUCUGCCUUACAUUGGCCCUUUUAUAAAGACCCAACUCCUGCCUCACAACAACCUGUUUUUGCCCAGCUCUUGCCUCCUGCAGUCUCCUUAGGCCCAAAUUUUCCUUCAGUUGACCUCUCCCAAGCCCAUCUCCAGCCUCUCAGCGCCCUCUUUAGGUCCAGUUCCUGCCUUAAUAAAUUGGAAUAAAUUAUUAUUAUGUGA
Chlorocebus sabaeus (green monkey) is the source of this 2304-nucleotide messenger RNA. Lineage: Eukaryota; Metazoa; Chordata; Mammalia; Primates; Cercopithecidae. The record is from RefSeq and is a predicted model, not a curated record.